CUCACUCCUUGCGUCACGUGGUAAGCCUCUGACUGGGUGGUGGGCGUGUCUUCAACAGUGGGGUUUCAUUCAUAAAUACUUUUAGCUUUAAAAAAGCCACAUUAAAGUGUUCACAGAAGAGUGUCGUUGUAUUGGCUUCUUCCUCCCGUUCUUCCUCUCUCGCCCCUCCACCUCCUGCCUGGACCGGGCUGGUUGAGUAGUCAUGCAGCACUGCCGUCCUGACGCUCCUCGGACAGUGGGCCAGCCCUGAGGGGGAACACCGCUGCUCUGGGUUCAGUCGGAGGAUGCAGCAAGGGAGCUGAGGAGGAGACUCCCGAGCCGAGCCACAGCCUGACACGCACAAACACGCCGGCACACACACACACACACACAUCCAGAGCUGCUGCUGCUGCGCACUGCCCUCCAUCAGGGGGGACUCUCUAGUUGGCCUGGACCAUGAGCAAUGAGUCUACCGUCUGGACCAUCCCACCAGAAAACUCCACAGAGAUCCCAGUUGAGGCCAAGGAGCAGCAGGAUGGUUAUGUGAUCCUCUUAGUGAUCCUGUCCAUCUUCCUGGUAGGAACGUUGAUCUCCGUCUCCGUCUUCCUCAUCACCUUCCGUCGCUGCUGUCGCGGAGGGAAAUUCUGUGCCAGGGCCAGCGAUGACCCUGAGAAAACCAACACCACCUACGUGGAGGAGUCUCAGCCCACCCAUGAAAUCACCAUCCGGGUGGAUGAGUCAGAGUGCCUGUCUAUGGCCAGCUCUCACGACCAAGAGACUGAGCGCUUCCUCUCCACGGGCACCACCGGCCGUCGUGUCUCCUUCAAUGAGGCUGCCCUCUUCGAUCACGGCAAGAAGGCCCAGGAGAAGGGCCGCAGGUACACUCUGACCGAGGGCGACUUCCACCACCUGAAGAACGCCCGCCUCACACACCUCCACAUCACUCCCCCGGCACUCAAGAUCGUCACCAUCCACGAGUGUGAGUCGGCCGAGAACAGCAUCACCAUGACGACGCACCCUGUCGCUAAGUCAGCGCUUUCCAUCUUCCAGCCAAUGCUCUGCCCCCUACCACAAACAGCGCUGACCAGCUUGAGUGUCAAUCCCAGCUGUGCCCUCCCUGGAGACGCUCUCAACUCGGUGGUGGACACCAGCUUCAGUGAGAAAACGACUGCUCUCAACACCAAAGAGCCGAGCUCUAUCGAGAUGAUGGCAGCGGGGCCCCGGGGCAGAGGCAGCAGUGUCAGUGUUGGAGGAGGGGCCUCGAUGGGGAGCGGUGCCCCUCCUGCUGGCAUUGGCGCAGGGAGCCAGGGGCCCAUGCUGCAGUUCUUCACAAAACUGCGGCGCCACGCUAGUCUGGAGGGGGCCAGCCCCUACUUCAAGAUCAAGAAAUGGAAGCUGGACAGCAGCCAGAGAGCCUCGAGUCUGGACACCAGAGGCUCUCCGAAGAGGAGACAGUUCCAGCGCCAGCGAGCCGCCAGCGAGAGCAUGGACCAGGACGACAACGAUGCGCACCACAUAGACCUCAUCCAGUACAUUGCCCGCACCCAGGACGUCGCCUACCGUCCCAGCCAGCCCACCUCACGCCUCCUCUCACCUCCCUCCACACCACCCCCCUCCCUCGGCAGGGUAGAGGUAGAGGUGAUGGUGGAGCCCCGCUGCAGCCAUGGAGGACCAGGGGUGAUUGGUCUUUCCCCUGAUCCCCAAGACGAAGCACCCUCCCUGGCACGAAGGGAAGGUGUGGACCCAUUGGACACCCAAGAUUUCCAGGACCCCCAGUCACUUUACAAAGACAUCUGGACCCUUCGUGCAUCACUUGAACAGUACGCAGCCUCUGACCAGAGCAGCAACAACGACAGGAACUCUGUCUGCAGUGAUGCGGACAGCGUGUGUUCGCUGGGUGGACGCACGGAAACAGAAAGAGGAGGGCUGCCCAGCUACCCAUCCCAGGAUUUGGGGGAUGAGGCAGAGGGUGGAGAGGACGACAAGGACAUUUUCAUGUACAUGGAUGAGAGGUCGGGGAUGAAGGAGGUAAGAAAGAGGAAGCAGGAGAGCACAGAAUCAGAGCGAGGGGGCAGCGACGGAGAAACGGGGACUCGCAAAUUGCUGCAGAUGGACAGCGGCUACGCAUCGAUAGAGGCUCCAUCUCGUGGUCCAGAAGAGCUGCGACUGUUUGGAAGCAUCAGUGGCAGCCCUGACAGAACGGCUCAUGAGAAAAGGCACCACUUCACCAAUGCAGGGCGAACCGGCACAAUCGGCGAGAGCUUUGAGUCUCAUCUUUUCGAGGAAGAGCCGGAGGACGACUUGUUGUUGGGUGCCAGUGGAGGAGUUUCCAUUAAAGCAGGUGCUGGUUCGCUGAGUUGGUUCCCAUACGGUCAGAUGCUCACACCUCGAGAGGCUGCACAGCCUCCGCCUCAACCACCAAUGCUGCACCGGCGAGACUACAGCAUAGAUGAGAAGACGGACGCCCUCUUCCAUGAGUAUCUCCGCCACGACCCUCAGUUUGACCAGCAGGAGUCGCCGCUAAGGAAGCACCGGUCCCGAAUCCACCUCCGCAAGCAGUGGCAGCGCCACAAGCAGUGGAGCGACCCUGGUGUGAGACACUUCCAAUCCUCAUUUGACAGACAGCGGACCCCUCUACGCAGGGGUGAAAGUGUGAACUACCCACUGGACACAAGCUACCACAGCACGCUUCCCCGCAUCGUCAGUGCUCCCGAUGAGGAGACCAGUGACGGGACUGGCAGCACACCGGACACUCCAAAGGCGACCACUGAGAAUGGGGGCAAGGACAGGGAGCAGGGUGUCACUGCCGGAGAGCACACCUCCUCUUCCUCACCACCUCUUCAUCCGUCAGUCUCAGACAAAGAUGGAAGUGAGCACCACGACCCUCAGGAGGAAAGUAAACAAUCCGGACUCCCUCCUGAGCCCCUGGACGAGCGCUCACCCUCUCAGCUGCCCGACUCCUCAGGCUACGGCCCGCAGACCAUCACAGCCGAGCUCACCGACAAACUGACUGCUAACCUGGAAGAGAGGCUGUACACAGGCCUGCGCAGGACCAAGGACACGGCCACCGAGUGUGUGACAGUGACAGCCACACACGCCUCUCCAGACCACAGCCCAGUGUAGCAGGGCUCCAGUCGUCCUCCUCGUCAUCCUCACACCUGCUGAUACACAUUUUUCCUUUCCGUUUGAUUUAAAUGUCUCUCUGUAUACAGCUUGAAUGAUGUGACCCAGACCCAUUAACACACAAUGAAAAUGUGCUUUAUAUUAAUCCAUGAUUGAACACAUCCUCCCAGAACAUCCUGGGUACAGCUGAUCUCUAGACAUGCAGCUUAGUCUCUCUUUAUGCCUGUGUUCAUUACAAAGCUGUUCAGUUUAUAUUCAACUCAUAAUAAUAACAGAGCUAACAUAUCAAAAAUCAUUUGGUUAAGAAUUGUCUCCUCACGUCUGUUUCCGUCUCUACUGCUGUCAGUCCUGUCUCUGCUCUCCAGUAUAAAUACAUGAAUCUGAGGGCCGGUAUGGCCUCUGUACUUGUUGAUCCACUGUGAAACCAGGUGCUAUUAGACAUGUAGAAAGCUACAGAUCUGGACUCAUGCAUUAGUGGAAAAUAAGUAGCCACUGUUACCAUUCAGCAGCUAAAAGAAUCAUCUAGAAUACCAUGAUUGAUCUAUCAAAGCUAGUUGUUCACACUGGAGAUUAGUCGUUCCCAACUGAUUUGGGUCCAAAGAGAAGUCUGAGGUGAUUAAAGUAAUUGCAGAUUCCAUUUCUAGACUAACGUUUGCUAAUGUUGCUCUUGAGAAAGUGCAUAAAGUCUCAUCCUUUGGACCGUCGAAGAAAAUCCAACACAAGUCCUUCACUAAGAGAUCAUCAGUCUAGCAGCAUUACACAACACAAACAAAUUGACCGUACGCUGUUUAGACAACCGAGAGAGACGUGGGAAGGUCUCGUUUUUCACGUCACGUUACAAUCCGCUCACGUUUGGCGAAUAAAAAUGUGAUGUACACACGCACACUGCUGCAAAUUAUUACAUAGAACCCCUUUAAUUAAACGUUAGUCAAGUUAUUUCAAUUUUAAUCAAACAUGAAAUGUUUUGUAAGCCAUUUAUUAAAGUGUAAAAAUUUAACUUAUUUUUUUAAUAAACUUUACAAUUGCUUAAUAAAUGGUUUAUAAAUAAUUUCAUUAUUCAUUAACACUCAAAUAAUUAUGAAUCAAGUUUAUUUAAGUAUAAAUGUGCCAUUCAUUAUUGAAGAUUAUUACAAAGAGUUACCUUGAAUUUAUUAACAUUGUUUUUUUUGUUAUCAACAAAAAACAAAGUUAUGAUAGCGAUCGGGAGGAGUGUUCAACGGUUUUCACAUCGACUGAUGAAAUAUGUCAAUAGUUGUAUUACAAAAACCUGCACAGCUAUGUCAACCUCGUUCAAUGGAUGUAGCGAGAUAGCUAGCUGUGCACAAGGAAGACGUCCCUAUUCUUCAUCUCGCCUACAAACAGCUGUCAAGUCACUGACAAGUAGACAUUGCUUUGUUUUGAAGGGGACACGAGCCAAAAAUGUUUUGAACCACUAGUUGAGAUAGACAGUUAGCAAAGUUACUUCUAUAAGUGUUCUGUUGGUUCUCCUCAUCGAGGAUUGUCCUACUGGCCGCGAUACUUUCCGUUUUGACUGAAAAUGCUUCUGACAACUGUGUUUUUUAUUUAUUUAUUAGUUGUUUUUUGUAUUUUUGUACAUCCGUGUUGCUUAAAUGACAAUGAAGACUGACAGUGUGGUCGGUUUGAAGAUGACGGGUUCUGCAUCAGGAGACAGAACGAACAACCCAGAGAGCCACUAUCACUCUGGUACUGUCAGUCACAGAUCGGACAGAAUUUAUAACUCUCUAAGUUUGUCUGGGCAUCACUGACGUGACCGCUGUCAGACUCUGUCUUGUGCAAGGGUUUAUCAGACGAAAGAUUUUAGACAAGAUGGCUGCCCUCACAGAGGAUAAAAAGGCACACUUUCCUGUGCAGAGGGCUCACAGAGCGGGCUUUAUUUGUGCACAUCUGACAUUCUUGCUUUCCCCUCCUCUUCCUCUUCGUCUCCUGAGAGAGUCGACAGCAGAGUUGAUGUCUCCCUCGGGGGAGACAAGAACUUCCCCUCCCCUCCCCAGCUUAUAUAAAACCAGAAGAUAAAAAAAAUAGUUGAAUCGUUAAAUCCACUCUAUUUUACACUCUCAUUUGGUUAAAACAAACCGGUCCUACCAUUCAAAUGAAAGUCACGACCAGAAUUGUGUUGAAAAUCCUUUCUGUUGCUCACAGACAUGCGGUUUGACAUCCUGAGCAGCAGCAGCAGGUUGUAACCCAGUUUCUCUCAUAAAAUCUUAUCCUCAGAGGGGCUGUUGGGCUUUCCGUCUCUCCCACGUGCAGAGAGGGGAGCCACUGCGGAAGAGUGUGCUGAAUAUUAAUCAUAACAAGAGAAGGAUUCCCCGCCUUUAAUCCCCCCCGUCUCCCUUUGCUCACUCUCUGAUGCCGUUACCAUGCGGUUAAUUGAAGCGACUCUAUAGAAAAAUCGGGAGGAAAAAAAGCACAUUAUCCCCAUCUCUUUGUCUGGGUGUGAUGAUGAUGCUGCUCCUUUUCCAGCCUGCCCAGAUUACAUCUCGCGUGACAGCAGUCCUCUUUUGAGGCUAAGUGGAUUGUGAGGCAGGAGCUGCGUUCCUCAUUAGGCGAGCGGUGACUGAGAUGAAAGGAGGUGAGGGCAAAAAAAAGGAGUAGAGAGGAAAGCGGUUUGUUUAUUUAUUUAUUUAUUUAUUUUGCUCUCUCCUCUUUCAACUAAUUGAACCACUAUGUCACGAUGAAUAAACACAAUGUGCAGAAAGGAAAUGAAAAUCCCCCUCUUAGUUACGUUGGAACCGAUGCGCCGAGGAUGCUAGUAAUUCUGACGGAAAAGGGGGAAGAUCUGGUGCGCAGAUCAGAAGCCGAAAUUUCACGGAGCUGAGUCAACAGUGCAGCAAAAUUUAAAGAAAAAAUGGCCAUAUGGGUUAAUUUCUAAUCCGUCCAUUUGUACAAAGAUGAAACUUUGCUGUGUAUACAAGCACAAUGUCACAAGAGCUAUAGACUAAAUCGAUUUACCUGUGCUAGGUUUAGACAGACACUGUAUUACUGGGGACACUGUGUGUUUGUUUACUAACCAGUAGCCUGUCAAAUGCAUUGAUGCAUAGCUGUGUGUAGACCUGCAUGAGAGUUAACAUUUUAGUAUUAAAUCUUCAUGUUUUCUCAGACUGACGCUUCGAAAAAUGAUCAUAGUUGAUGCUCAUUCGGCAGAAGUCGAACCAUUGGUAUGACUAGAGAUUUUGUACUUUAUGGAAUCUACUUUUCACGAGUCAUGCUAGGAUGCCGUAACUGAUGACAUUUUGUGAGAUUUUAUCUCUUUGAAAGUAAAAGUAUUUAUGUAUUCCUUGCUUGUUAGUAAACCGCUUAAUUUUCUCGAAGAAGAAAAAAAAAAAAGACAAGCUUUCUUAACAACUUUGCUUUCGUUGAUCCAAAUCUGUUGAGCCUUGAGGGACCAAACCGUUGGAAAAAAAAAAAAAAAGAAGUGUUAUUUUAGGGUUGUUUUCCAAUCUGUGAAUAAAUGAAUGAAGCAAAA
Messenger RNA from Acanthopagrus latus (yellowfin seabream), 6586 nucleotides. RefSeq names its product CACN subunit beta associated regulatory protein b (gene cbarpb). Lineage: Eukaryota; Metazoa; Chordata; Actinopteri; Spariformes; Sparidae. Gene Ontology annotation, biological process: negative regulation of calcium ion-dependent exocytosis; negative regulation of voltage-gated calcium channel activity. The record is from RefSeq and is a predicted model, not a curated record. Gene Ontology annotation, molecular function: transmembrane transporter binding. Gene Ontology annotation, cellular component: plasma membrane; secretory granule. The transcript has 11 exons. The coding region runs from base 436 to 3102 and encodes 888 amino acids.